CAUAUCACGAUGCAUCCGGGCAGCAUCUGGGGGCUCCUCUCCGUCUUCCUGUCCCUGACCCUGGGGGGGACAAAGGCCCAGCAGACCAACUACACCAGGCCCGUGUUCCACUGUGGAGGGGACCAGGUGGCAGAAUCAGGUUUUGUUGGCAGCGAGGGUUUUCCAAGCUUCUACAAAAGCAACAGUAAAUGCACCUGGCGCCUUACGGUCCCUGAGGGGAACGUGGUCACGCUGUCCUUCCGCAUUUUCGACCUGGAGGCUGACUCGCAGUGUCGCUACGACUACCUGGACGUCUACAAUGGACACUCGGACUCGACGCAAAAGCUGGGCCGCUUCUGUGGGACUUUCCGCCCCGGCACUCUGAUUUCCACCACAAACACAAUGAUGCUGGAGAUGGUGACAGAUUCAGAGACGCAGUCCAGAGGAUUUGUGGCAUUUUUCAGUGGAACCAAACCUUAUGCCAACGACGAUCAGUUCUGUGGGGGGAAGAUGACAAAAUCCCAGGGAGAGAUCAUGACGCCCAACUGGCCGGAGAAGAAGUACCCCCCAGGAACCAGCUGCUCCUGGCUCAUCACUGUGGAACCAGACAGGGUCAUCCAGGUGAAGUUUGAGAAGUUUCUACUUGAGGCUGACACGUACUGUCGCUUUGACUAUGUGGCAUUCUUCAAUGGUGGGGAGAGGGACGAUUCCCGCCUGAUUGGGAAAUACUGCGGCGACCAGGCUCCACAACCCAUAAUUACCAACGGGAACGAGCUACUGGUCCAGUUUGUGUCUGACCUCAGCGUGACUUCUGAUGGAUUCCUCGCUUACUACACCAGCGUCCCCCGUGGAUCUCAGCCUCCAACUGUCAACUCAGGAGCCGAUACGAGAACCAUUCCUCCAGUACCUGCAGCCAAACCAGUUGAGCCUGUCGCCACUCUCCCACCACCCGUCCCCACCACCACUAAAUAUGUCCCACCUCCCCUGGUAAAGCCGACAAGAGGCCGUGUCACAAGACCAAACGGGAGGAAGCCUGUUGCUCAAAACCCCCUGUGUGCCAAAGACUGUAAGAGGAGCGGAACCAUCAAGACCAGUUUCUGUUCCAGUGAAUUUGUCAUAACUGGGAAGAUUUCCUCGCUCACCCUGGGACCCCGAGGAACUCUAAACAUCAACGUCUCCCUCAUCAAAGCCUACAAGGCGGGCCGCCUGUCCAUUGCGCAGGUUGGAGAGACCAUGGCUGUGAAGCUAGUGUCACUGUGCAAAAAGUGUCCCCUGCUCCGCAGAGGUGGAAGCUACAUCAUCAUGGGUCAGGUGGAUGAAGAAGGGCGUGGCACCUUGGAACCCGGUGCUUUCACGGCGCUCUACAAAGCCCCACACAACAGAUUACUGAUGAGCAUCACCAACCAGCCCUGUUAGUUCUCACACAGCUGCUCAAGACCACGUGUCAAACACAAGUUCAGACAGUGUGAGCUGUGAGUUUAUAAAAAGGCAAAAUAGCACUACACCGUUUAACUUUAUUUUAUAUAAAUUCAAAAUUAUUUUAUUUUAUUUCAACACCUGCCAAACCAUUUAUUUGUAAUGUUUAUAAAUAUGAAUAAAGGUUUUAUAUAUCUUUGAAAGGCCUGGAAAGCACAUUUACUCCAACUUUCAUUUAGAGCACACAUGGCCAACAUAUGGCCCCAGGGCUAAAAGUGGCCCUUGAACAAUCCCAAUCUGGCCCUCAACAU
This is a messenger RNA of Nematolebias whitei (Rio pearlfish), 1706 nucleotides long. RefSeq names its product procollagen C-endopeptidase enhancer a (gene pcolcea). The record is from RefSeq and is a predicted model, not a curated record. Gene Ontology annotation, molecular function: protein binding. Bases 10 to 1395 code for a protein of 461 amino acids. The transcript has 9 exons. NCBI's taxonomy places the organism in Eukaryota, Metazoa, Chordata, Actinopteri, Cyprinodontiformes, Rivulidae.